CUCUCCAUUCAUUCAUAAUGGCAAUUUUUAAAUAAUGCUAGAAGUCUUCAUAAAAACACCCUCUAUGCGUUCCCUGUUCUGUGUGCUAUUCAUGCAAAUGGCGCGUAGAAGGCAUGGGGUGUACUGGGGGCGAGGGGAAAAAGAGAGCAUAACAGAUAAUGAUUAUCCUGAGUCAUGCUUUAUCACCAUGAUAUGCGCUCCUGUCUUUGAUGGCAACUGGCAGAGGGCAUGAACUGCUUGUUUGGCCACAAGUUUGACUUCACAUGUUUAUUUGAUGCAACUAGUACAAAGGGCCACUGUCUCUAGCCAUUGGCAAUUUUAUAUAUUUUUACAAUCUGGUGGAUGACAUGUUAACUCAUAUCUGUUACCUAAAUUUGGAUAUUUUUGUUUUAUCUCUUGGAACCAUAGAUCCCGUAGCUCUGGUUCAGCCGCGCCAUGCAAUUUUUUCUGCAAAGCCCCGUAAGGAUACAUUUUCUUUGUGGUCGUGUUGUUGAACCUUUGAGAAUAUCACAUAUGUGAGUGGUCAUUAAGUUUUACCUUCAGGAACCACUGCUGCCCCGGCUACGAUUGUACAGCCACUAUCAGCUGGCUGCUUGUCGGAGCCCAGUAAGAAUAAUUUUUCUCUGUGGCAGUUCAGUGAAUCUUUCAGAAGAUAAUGUGUGUGGUAAUUGCACUUUUGUCAUCAGGAACCGCUGUUGCCCCAGCUCCAAGCCAGCUAAAUGCAGUGGACUGCAUGUCAGAGCCUAAUAACGAUCAUUUUUCUCUGUGGCAGUUCAUCACAUCUUUCAGGACAUAUUUUCUGCAGUCUUGGCAGUUCUGUCACCAAAUUUCCUGCUGCAGGUACAAGCUCCACACAAGUGCAGAGCACUGCAAGGGCUUCGACACCAGAGCCAGCUGACAUUGACCUGUUCGCUGAAGAAGAGGCCGUCGAUGUGGUAAUCGGAUCCUCAAGAGAUGAUGGAAAGAUGUAUGCUGGAUCCGGGAAGUGGAUUGACAAGGCAGCAUGGGGGACACUGUUCCGGGCGUUGGGCGACUCCAUGGUUUGUCGCAUGGCUUCGACUAUUUAUUGGACGCCUGAUGAACUCCGGAACAGAAGUGUCACCGGAACCUUAUCGAACAAGUCGCGGUCCACGGGAAGAACGGAGGCCAGACAAGCUGUAACACCAGAGAAGCUGUCAUCCUUGAAAAGCCUCCUCCGGAUCUUCAUGGGCAGCGAUGUGACGCCAGAAGACGAGAAAAAAAGAAUGAAGAGUGUACGCCGGCACCUGGCGCAAAAACUUGCUGAUGCACAAAGGAAGUAGUGCCGCUGAUACAGCUACAAAGCCUGUCCCAAAAGUUUGUGCAGUUCAUGCCACCACACCCUCUGCUGCAUUUUUGCUGACUCACUGCACAAGUGAGUCAGCAAAAAUGCAGCA
Dermacentor albipictus is the source of this 1415-nucleotide messenger RNA. RefSeq names its product BEN domain-containing protein 5-like. The record is from RefSeq and is a predicted model, not a curated record. NCBI's taxonomy places the organism in Eukaryota, Metazoa, Arthropoda, Arachnida, Ixodida, Ixodidae. Gene Ontology annotation, molecular function: DNA binding. Gene Ontology annotation, biological process: negative regulation of DNA-templated transcription.